AUGGGUUGCAAACUCAUCUCUCUUUUCCUUCUUACACUCCUCAUACUCACAAUCUUGUCCGAGGCCGACAAGGCAUUGGCUUCCGACAAGAAACCGCAAGUGAGCCACCGCAACAUAACGUCGUUGGCUGCCGCUGGAGAAGGAAAAGCGACGUUGAAAGGAAAGAAACAAACGUCUGGUUGUAACUUGUUUCAAGGGAAAUGGGUUUUCGAUGCUUCUUACCCGUUUUACGAUUCGUCCACGUGUCCCUUCAUAGACGGCGAGUUUGACUGUCUCAAAUUUGGCCGGCCAGACAAAGAGUUCCUCAAGUACUCUUGGCAACCUGAUUCAUGCACCAUCCCAAGGUUCGAUGGAGAGGCGCUUCUGAAUCAGUGGAGAGGGAAACGAGUGAUGUUCGUGGGAGACUCACUGAGUGAAAACAUGUGGGAAUCGUUGGGAUGUAUGAUCCAUGCGUCGGUACCAGGCAUCAAGACCACUUUUCUCAGACGUACCCCACUCUCCUCUAUCACUUUCCAGGAAUACGGAGUUACAUUACACCUAUACCGAACACCAUACCUUGUGGAUAUCUCCAAAGAAAAGGUAGGGCGUGUGCUUAACCUUGGAACCAUAGAAGGUGGUGCUGAUACUUGGAAAGACAUGGACGUUCUCGUGUUCAAUUCUUGGCACUGGUGGGUUCACAGAGGAGUCAAAUCCCAAGGGUGGGAUUUUAUAAGAAAUGGUUCUUCACUGAUGAGAGACAUGAACCGUCUUGAUGCUUUCAACUUUGGACUCAACACUUGGGCUCAAUGGGUUGAUCAAAAUAUUAAUACUUCGCAAACCCGAGUUUUCUUUCAAGGCAUUUCUCCUACUCACUACGUUGGAAAGGAGUGGAAUGAGCCAAUGAAAACUUGCAACGGGCAGAUGCAACCGUUGACAGGGUCAACAUACCCGGGUGGUCCACUUCCAGCAGCAAGCAUAGUGUCACGAGUGUUGAGCUCCAUGAAGACACCUGUUUACCUACUCGACAUCACAACUUUGUCUCAGCUAAGAAAAGAUGCUCAUCCAUCUACUUACGGAGGCAAUGGAAAAACUGAUUGCAGCCACUGGUGCCUUCCUGGCUUGCCGGAUACUUGGAACCAGCUUCUCUAUGCAGCUCUUUCGAUGUGA
Molecule: messenger RNA, 1146 nt
Organism: Eruca vesicaria subsp. sativa (arugula)
Lineage: Eukaryota; Viridiplantae; Streptophyta; Magnoliopsida; Brassicales; Brassicaceae
Source: the annotation of a GenBank genome assembly